Messenger RNA from Aphanomyces astaci, 1858 nucleotides. RefSeq lists its product as hypothetical. NCBI's taxonomy places the organism in Eukaryota, Oomycota, Saprolegniomycetes, Saprolegniales, Verrucalvaceae. Bases 66 to 1475 code for a protein of 469 amino acids. The transcript has 7 exons. The record is from RefSeq and is a predicted model, not a curated record.
CCAAGCUGUAAUCAUCCAUUUUCGAAGGUCACAAGAUCUGUCCAUUCUUGGUCCCAGUUGUCGCCAUGGAACGAGACACCGCCGCCGUGAAUGCUAGCAUGCAGAAGGCCGCUAAGAAACUACAAGAUGCCAUCAUGGGCGUACGCAAGGCUCGUCAGAAUCAACCAAUGCACAGUCAAGUCAACGUCGAGGAGACCCUGCCGCGAGCAGCGGCAUCAUCAAGGCAUGGCACUUUAACAAGCAAAGCUCUGCCGUCGUCGUCAUCGUGGCUACAUGACGAGUACUUGGAGUCCAGUGACAGCGAGAUGGAAGAACAUGACGACGUGUCGAUUGGGUCGACCAUGAGCGACGAAGACCUUGCCGGGGAGGACAACCAACUGUCCGCUUGCACGAGUCCGACCAAAUCCACUGAACAACGCCCUCACAACGAGUUGCGCCAUUCUAGUGCGAGUGGUAGCCUUCCCUCCAUCAACGACAGGUUUGCCGACCCCCUCCCCUCCGAUCCUCGGGCCGCGGCAGUGGACUCUAUGAUCGACCAGAUGAAGUUGAAAAUGGACGAACUCUCGGAACUCAAGGCCACCAUCAUGCACACAUUUGUCCAUGCAUGUGGUCGCAUCGAUGCGUUCGUGCGCUCGACGAUAGGCCAGCCGCCGCGGCUACACCAUGUCGAGGUUAUGCCAGACAUCCAGCACAUGGACCAAGUCGUGUCACGAUGGGAGCGGUCGUUGGCAGAUUGGAAUAUGCGCGUGCGGGAAGACCUGGCUCACGAAUGUCGCCGUGAAGUGCUCGGAAUGCAACAAGCAUGGCGGUUGCAAGAAGACGUGGACCAAGACAAUCGAAUGCAAAUGGCCAUGGAGGAUGGCGCGGCAGUCACGUGGCGGCGAUGGCAUCGCAGCCAUGAAUCUUUAGCUCCCACGAUGAGGAUUGAGAUGCCUGCCAAGAUGACACUCCAACAAGAAGAAGCCAAUGAGGCCAUGCACAUGCACGUGGAAGACUGGCAGAGUCGAUGCAUGGUUCUGCACACUCAGCUACGACAUGCUCGGACCGAGACUGAAGCGCACAAACAUGGACAUGCGAUGCUGCGGCUGCAAUUGACGUCAAUAGACGCUCGAUUGCAGGAAGCUAUCCACCAAGUGCACAUGCAAGAGGAGAUCGCCGCGCAUGUCCAGUCGACCCAGGAGCACAACAUGCGCGAAGUCGAAGCGCUCAACUACAAACUGCUCAAUACACUGGUGGACCAAGACCGGCAGCUGCAGCUCAAGGAAGCCGCCAUGCUCGAGCGCAUCCAAGCCAUCGACGCUGACCGCGCGCAGCUCAGAUGCGAACACUUGGCGUUUGAACAGCAAAAGAAGGCCAUCCUCAGCGACCUCAAGAACGUCUGCGACUACUUUUCCACCUACGAGUCGAGCCAUCCGUCGUCGUCCGCCAAGGACGACUUGCGACUCGAGAUGCUGCGCACGGUGGCCAAGUAUUGAACCCGUCGACACGCCACCACUUUGCACGUGGGGAUGGAUGGUCAAGGGAGUUGAUUGUUGGAUGGCCAUAUGUCUAGUUCAUGCGGCCGAUGCAGUUGGGAGCGCCGCAGUCACAUCGCAGCGCUUCGUCUUCGAUUGGAAACUUGUAAUCGUACGUGACUUCGUCGCCAGGUUGGAGCGACACCUUGGCAAAAAUGAUAAUUUUCUUUUCGUUGCCGUCGAUGCUGAUGAUCCGGGCAUUUGCUUUUGGCUACAAAAUCACAUGGGCACAAUUAGGCAUCAAAUAUACAUAUAUAUAUAUAUAUAUUUGCAAACCACACAUCACAUCUAUAUAUAUAUAUAUACUAGUAUUCACUAACAAUGAUAAAAUAUAUAUACGUUCA